Hemibagrus wyckioides is the source of this 2941-nucleotide messenger RNA. RefSeq names its product Fc receptor-like protein 5. The record is from RefSeq and is a predicted model, not a curated record. Bases 1 to 2817 code for a protein of 938 amino acids. Lineage: Eukaryota; Metazoa; Chordata; Actinopteri; Siluriformes; Bagridae. Gene Ontology annotation, biological process: cell surface receptor signaling pathway. Gene Ontology annotation, molecular function: transmembrane signaling receptor activity. The transcript is spliced from 14 exons.
AUGGAGCUCAGUCCACUUCCUGUGAUGCUCUUGCUGAUUUCACUUAUACCAGUGGCCCAGGCCCAAGGGAGUCCUAAAGCUGUGGUGUCCAUAACGCCUGAUACACAUGUGUUCACUGGAGAGAUUGUUGCUCUCAGAUGUGACAUACAGGGAGGAGGAGAGACUCAGUGGACGUACAGCUGGAAGAAAAAUAAUUAUGAAGCCUAUUCAUUUGGAUGGGAUAGAUUCUACACAGACAGAACUAAGCAGAAGUUCAUAAUCCGGUUUGUUAAAGACUCUGACAGUGGUACCUAUAACUGCAGAGGACAUGGGAGAGACUAUCAGAGCUCUCAGAUCAGUGAUGCUGUUACACUGACUGUAUUAGAGAGAUCACAAGCAGUACUGAGUGUAUCUCCACAGAGCUGGCUGACUGAAGGAGACUCAGUGACUCUAAGCUGUGAGGUUACAGACUCCUCUACAGACUGGACAUUCAGCUGGUACACAGUUGUUCCCUACAGAGACGGCUUAACUGGAAUAAAUAAUAAUGGUGGCUAUAGCGUGUAUGUGGAGCUCCUCUCAGACAGCAGCAGAGGAUCUGGAGGCAACUACACUCUCAGUCCUGCUGCUCUUAAACACACAGGAGUUUAUAUGUGCAGAGGAGAGAGAGGAGAACCAGCCCUUCACUCACAGUACAGCAAUCCACAGCCACUAUGGAUCACUGAUGAAUCUUCUCCAGUCUCUCUGAUCAUCAAUCCCAGCAGAACUCAACACUUUACUAAUGACUCUCUCUCACUGAGCUGUGAGGACCAGAGUAACUCUACUGGAUGGACAGUGAGACGAUACACACACAGUGAGAGAGUGUUAGAUUGUUCACACUGGGGAUCAGUUACAGGAUCUACAUGUAACAUCGGCUUCCUCUCCACAUCCUACACUGGAGUUUACUGGUGUGAGUCUGAAUCUGGAGAAAACAGUAAUCCUGUCAACAUCACAGUGCAUGAUGGUGAUGUGAUCCUGGAGAGUCCUGUCCAUCCUGUGACUGAGGGACAUCCUCUGACUCUACGCUGUUUAUAUCACAACCCAAACCCCUCAAACCUCCGAGCUGAUUUCUAUAAAGAUGGAUCAGUUCUCCAGAACCAGACUACAGGAGAGAUGAUCAUCCAAACUGUCUCAAAGUCAGAUGAAGGUUUCUACCACUGUAAACACCCAGAGAGAGGAGAGUCACUGAAAAGCUGGCUCUUAUUCAGAUUGCUGAUUUCACUUAUACCAGUGGCCCAGGCUCAAGCAAAACCCAAACCGACUGUGAGAGUGAAUCCUCAGAGCUCCGUCUACACUGGAGACACCGUCACUCUGAGCUGUGAGCUGCAGCAGGGGACUGGAUGGGAGUUUCUCUGGUACAGAAAUAAUCAGCUGUUACAGAAUCUGAACAGUGAACAAGAGAGCACACUUAAAAUGACAGUCGAUAAUGCAGGAGAAACAGAGUACAAGUGUGGAGCACGCAGGAGAAACCACGGCUAUUACUACUACACAAGGCUCAGUAAUACUGUCAAGAUUACAAUGAGAGCAAAACCCAAACCGACUGUGAGAGUGAAUCUUCAGAGCUUUGUCUACACUGGAGACACCGUCACUCUGAGCUGUGAGCUGCAGCAGGGGACUGGAUGGGAGUUUCACUGGUACAAAAAUAAUCAGUUACAGAAUCUGAACAGUGAACAAGAGAAAACCCUUAACGUAACAGUCAAUAAUGCAGAAGAAACAGAGUAUAAAUGUAGAGCAUACAGGAGAAACUACUACACAGAGUUCAGUGAUCCUAUAAAGAUUACAGUAAGAGAGAGACCACAGGCAGUACUGAGGGUAUCUCCACAGAGCUGGCUCACUGAAGGAGACUCAGUGACUCUAAGCUGUGAGGUUACAGACUCCUCUACAGACUGGACAUUCAGCUGGUACACAGUUGCUCCCUACAGAGACGGCUUAACUGGAAUAAAUAAUAAUGGUGGCUAUAGCGUGUAUGUGGAGCUCCUCUCAGACAGCAGCAGAGGAUCUGGAGGCAAAUACACUCUCAGUCCUGCUGCUCUUAAUCACACAGGAGUUUAUAUGUGCAGAGGAGAGAGAGGAGAACCAGCCCUUCACUCACAGUACAGCAAUCCACAGCCACUAUGGAUCACUGGUGAAUCUCCUCCAGUUUCUCUGAUCAUCAAUCCCAGCAGAACUCAACACUUUACUAAUGACUCUCUCUCACUGAGCUGUGAGGACCAGAGUAACUCUACUGGAUGGACAGUGAGACGAUACACACACAGUGAGAGAGUGUUAGAUUGUUCACACUGGGGAUCAGUUACAGGAUCUACAUGUAACAUCAGCUUCCUCUCCACAUCCUACACUGGAGUUUACUGGUGUGAGUCUGAAUCUGGAGAAAACAGUAAUCCUGUCCACAUCACAGUGCAUGAUGGUGAUGUGAUCCUGGAGAGUCCUGUCCAUCCUGUGACUGAGGGACAUCCUCUGACUCUACACUGUUUAUAUCACAACCCAAAUCCCUCAAACCUCCGAGCUGAUUUCUAUAAAGAUGGAUCAGUUCUCCAGAACCAGACUACAGGAGAGAUGAUCAUCCAAACUGUCUCAAAGUCAGAUGAAGGUUUCUACCACUGUAAACACCCAGAGAGAGGAGAGUCACCCAAAAGCUGGAUCUCAGUCAGAUCAGAGGGCAGCAGUGCUCCAUUCUCAGUGCUCAUGCUGAUCUGUAGUGUGGUGACGGUCUCUCCGUAUCUGCUGGUGACCAUCAUUCUGCUGCUCAUAUGUUACAGAGCUCGAGGUAAGAACUCUUUCAGUACGUCUCUACACUUCACAUAACGAGCAUCAUGACUUUAAUUAUUGUGAGAAAAACAUCUUCACCUGAGGAAAAGUAGAAAGCUUUUGUCUCACUCUUCUUAUUUUAAAAGCAAAAAUCUACACUUCAAAUACAAUUCAAAUUACA